CUCACAGACCCUGCAAACCUGCAUCGCAUCCUACGAGGGUUGUUGGAAGUUAACGACGGCCGUCUCUGGAGUGAAAAAGUGUGUAGUGUUGACGUCCGGAUUGGCCGCCAGCCCUAGGUGUCGGAGAAUCUCCAAAGCUGUCCUCAUCCUCCAUUGCCAUUCUCCCUCACCAAGCUCAGUGUCCUGCCCCCCGAACCCGUGCGUUUGUAGAUUCUUUCAUCCUUCACAUACCAUCAGUAUUCAGAAAAUUAAACGAAAAUGGCAUGACCAAGAUCACUGGUUAUACUUACAAGUUGGGUUUAGAACAGCGUGCUUCGGAAAGAAUGCGAUUUCAGGUUCAUCGUGCAUUGAAGUUUGCCCCCAUUUCUCGCAACUUCUACGCUCCUGCUCACAGCGAACCUCACCAUCCUUUUCAUGCCCCCCUCGAAGGAGCUGAGACGGUUUGGUUCGCCAAAGCGAUUUGCAUACUUUGCGUUCGCCAUUCAUCUAGUCUUGAUGUCUUGGGCUGUGAUUAUUUCCGUCAAAAUCUGAAUUCGCUGAUUGCUUUUGACGUAAUCGAACACAUUAGUGGUAAAUUGAAUAACCCCACGUUGGCAUUUAGCUUCUUCCAAUUCGCGAGACUCAAUUUGAAUAUUGUCCAUUCAGUUUCUAGCUUCCGAUUGCUGCUUAUGUCUCACUGCGAAAUAGGUCUCCAUCAUACAGUUAAGUUAUUGUUUAAUCACAUGAGAAUGGAUGGGUAUUUCCCAGACAGGUCAAUUGUAGAAUUUGUAGUAUUGACACUUGCAAAUGCAGGCAGCAUUGAGGUUGCCAAGGAGAUUUUGAUUUCCGAAUCUCAUGCGAGUAAUGAGAAAUGUGGAAAUAUUUGCCAUUUUCUGCACAGUAAGUUUUUGAGUUUGUUGAUGAAGAAAAAGAGGGUGGAGGAGGCUGUUAGUUUCUUUAUAGAUUAUAUUUUGAGGUCUAAGAAUUUUUGUUUGGAUACUUUCACAUUUAACAUUGUCAUCCGAGGGUUGUGCGUGUCUGGAAAGGUUGACAGAGCUUUUCCAUUUUUAACUGGCAUGGAGAAUUUUGGCUGUCUUCCCGAUGUUGUUACAUAUAACACUCUCAUAAAUGGAUUUUGCAGUGCCGGUGAUGUAGAUAGAGCUCAAAGUUUAUUGAGAGAAAUACAUUUACUUGAUCGAUUCUCCCCAGAUGCUGUGACAUAUACAUCUGUUAUUUCAGGUUACUGCAAGUUGGGUCGAAUGGUUGAGGCGGUCAAUCUAAUGGAAGAAAUGAUUUCUUUUGGGAUUCGACCAACCUUGGUUACUUUCAAUAUUUUAAUAAACGGGUUUGGCAAGAUUGGAGAUAUGGUUUCCGCUUUAAAGAUUCUUGAGAGGAUGAGUCUUGUUGGAUGUCUUCCUGAUGUCAUCACCUUCACUUCUCUCAUCAAUGGACAUUGUCAAUCUGGUGAUUUAGAUCUUGGUUUGAAGCUCUUUGAUCAAAUGAAAGAAAGAAAGCUUUUUCCAAACACAUACACGUUUUCCAUUGUCAUCCAUGCAUUGUGUAAGAAAAACAGAAUUACUGAAGCCAGCGAGUUUUUAAAGAAAUUAAAAUGUAGAGCUGAUAUUGUGCCCCAGCCAUUCAUAUACAACCCGGUAGUUGAUGGGCUUUGUAAGGCUGGAAAUUUAGAACAAGCCAAUGCCAUUGCCGCAGAUAUGGAGGUUAGAGGAUGCUGUCAUGACAAGAUCACUUUUACGAUUCUCAUUCUUGGGCAUUGCAUGAAAGGGAGAAUGGCUGAUGCAGUUAAUAUUUUUAAUAAGAUGGUUGCAUUGGGCUGUACCCCGGAUAAAUUGACUAUAAGCUGUUUCACAUCUAUCCUUUUGAAAGCUGGUAUGGCUAAGGAAGCAUAUAGAGUAAAGAACUAUGCAUCAGGAACUGUUCCGUAUAGGAACAAUAUUGAAGUCCCCAUAGCCGCUUAUAAUAGUUAAUAAUACCCUUGGUUGCACACUUUUUUUCCGGGAAGAUUAUGAAAGACUCUUCUUCUACAAUGCGGUCUUGGCAUGGUUCAGUAUGCAUGAUGGAACGAACAAUAGCUAGAGGUGGGACAUCCCUGGACUUGGUCGAAUUUACUACCAUGUAGCUUCUUCUCACAGGUAACAUAACAUGUUACUGAUUGGGAUCUCUUUAGCAUCCAAGGGAUUGUCGAAGUGACACAGGGAAAAAAAUGACCAUGACUGUGGAAGUUUCCAGUGAUGGAGGCUGGGCGUGAACCCAGAGCGAUAAAAGUGGUGUACUGGUGUCAGGAGGGAACAUUGGAUUCGGCAAAGCAACUUGACCACGAGGCAGGAAAAAGGCUACCAGUUAUUCUGUCAAGAAGGAAUACAAAGGUGGUAUUCAAGUUGUCUGAAGUGUCAUGCUGAUGGAAACCCGUGGAAACACAGUUUUGAAGUAGCAGUAAUUCCAUGCAAUAUUCGACGCGAUUUUCAUCACGGGUCAUUUGGAAACAGUCUCUCUGUACUUCAAUACAGAGGUAUCUCGGUAGUGAAGAUUGAAGAAACAAGAUGCCCGAAAGCUAUAUGUGGAAAAAUAUAUCCUUACACAAUCCAGUAGCAAAGUGUGAUCACACCAAUGUUCUAAAAGGCAAUUGGCGCUUCUUAGGGGGCGGCAGACCGCCUUGUGCGGAGCCCAUAUAAGCAGAUUUGCUGUAAUUGUUUGAACUGGGAUGGAAGGAUGUGAGAUAAUGCUGCCUCUAGGAGUAUAGGAGGCAUUUGGUAUGAGGAAAAGUCAAUACUUUCCAUCAUUUCCAUGGAAAGUAAUUGGCAGGAAAAGUAUUCUAUUGUUUGGUAUCUCAUUUGUCCAGAGUGAAAAGUCAAAUGAAAUAAUUUUUCUCUUAUGAGAAGGAAAAUGAUUCUCAUGGGGAGGUGAUACCAGAUUCCGUGAAAGUGAUUCUGAUGAGAGUAAUUCUCGUAGAUAUAGUACCAAACGCCCCCCAAAAGUGUGUAUUAUUUAUUCAUUUUUUUCCUUGAGAACUGUAAUUGGGUAUUUGGUUAUAGCACGAUAAGUUGCAGUGGGGGGAGCAAUGUCUAGUGCGUGUCGGCUGUAAGCCUGUAAUGCUGUAUAGGAUAAAGAGUGUAGAAUAGGGAAACAUGAGUUGUGUACAUUUUUGUAGGACACUCAUUUAUCAAGUGUUUAAAAGUAAGAUAACUUUUCAACACUCAAUAAAUGAGUCACAUAUAAAUGCACACAAAAAAUGUAGGAAAAAGGGUCAAAUAAACCCUUCUACAAUUGCUAAAAGAUCACCUAAACCCAUGUACUUUAAAAAGCAUCAUAUAAACUCAUCUACUCUAAAAAAAAUAAGUCAAACAAGCCAA
Cuscuta epithymum is the source of this 3347-nucleotide messenger RNA. NCBI's taxonomy places the organism in Eukaryota, Viridiplantae, Streptophyta, Magnoliopsida, Solanales, Convolvulaceae. The record is from the annotation of a GenBank genome assembly.